Messenger RNA from Adineta steineri, 1590 nucleotides. The record is from the annotation of a GenBank genome assembly. Lineage: Eukaryota; Metazoa; Rotifera; Eurotatoria; Adinetida; Adinetidae.
AUGUUCUCACGGCAUAAAAAAUGUUGUACACUUGCUGCAAUAGUACCAAGUUCUUUAUCAUCCUCAUCAUUAUUUGUUGGUAUGGCAAAUAUUACUGAUGAUAUGCCUGAUGAACAACGUCUCUUCUAUACAUUAAUGACUGGCUAUGAAAGAGCAGUACGACCAACUAAAAAAGCAUCUGAUACUGUUGUCGUCAAACUUGGUAUUACAUUAACAUUAAUUAUGGACAUUGAUGAACGAAAUCAGAUAAUGACAACUAAUAUUUGGCUUGAUCAGGAAUGGAACGAUGUUUUUUUUCAAUGGAAUCCAGAUGAUUUUGGUGGUUUAAAAAAAAUACGCAUACCUUGCCGUUAUAUAUGGUUACCUGAUAUUGUAUUAUAUAAUUCGGCAGAUGAUUAUACACAAGGAUAUAUGCAAUCAUUAGCAAUGAUUAGUUCUGAUGGUACUGUUUUUUGGCCACCUAUUGUUAAAUUUCGAUCAACUUGUAAAAUAGAUAUUACAUGGUUUCCAUUUGAUGAUCAGGUAUGUUUUCUAAAAUUUGGUUCAUGGACAUAUGAUUCUACACAAGUUAUGUUAACCAAUCGUUCAGAAAAUGUUGAUAUGAUUAAUUAUGUUGAUAAUGGUGAAUGGAAAUUAUUAACAUCAUGGUCAGUUCUUUCAACAUUAAGAUAUCCAUGUUGUGAUGAAGCAUAUUAUGAUUUAAAAUUUUAUUUUCAUAUACGUCGUCGAACAUUAUAUUAUACAUAUAAUGUUAUAAUUCCAUGUAUAAUGUUAUCUUGUUUAACAUGUUUAACAUUUUAUUUACCAACGGAAUCCGGAGAAAAAGUUUCAUUAGGUUUAACUGUACUUCUUUCAUUUUCUGUUUUUAUGUUAUUAAUUGCUGAAUCAAUGCCAGCUACAAGUGAAUUUAUUCCUUUAAUUGGUAUUUAUUUUACAUUAGUUAUGGGUUUAACUAGUCUAUCAGUUUUAUUAGCUGUUAUCGUACUUAAUGUUCAUUUAUAUGGUUCGUCGUUAAAACCAGUACCACAUCGAUUAAGUCGCAUACUUUUUCUUCAUCUUGCACCAUUUUUACGUGUGAAAUUGCAUCGUGCAAUAACAAAUAAUGAUCAAAAAAAUACUCAAUGUUCAUCAUCUGCAACAUCACCACCACGUUCAACAACAAUCUAUAAUGCUGUUUUUCUCAAUGAAAAUGAUCUUUUAGCAAAUUCUUCACAAGGUGCAACACAUAGGUUAUAUACAUCAACAUUAAGUGAAAAUCAUUUAGAUAGGACAAAUCCUAAUUCUUAUGCACGAAGUGAACUUGCAGCACCUUUGCUAUCAAAUGCACAAUCAACAACGCAAUCAUUACAAGAAUGUAAACGUCUUCUGAAUGAACUUAAUCGUGUUAUUCUUCGUCCAACUGACACACGUGAGGAAGAUAUUAUUAUACGUGAUUGGCAAAAUGUAGCAUUAGUUAUUGAUCGUUGCCUUUUUUAUAUAUAUCUUAUAUUGACAACGGUAUUAACAGUAUGUACUCUACUGUUAGCGCCAUUAUUCAAAACUGUUCCAAAAGCACCAGAUUAUUUUCGCUUGAAUAUUACACAAAACUAA